Messenger RNA from Paramuricea clavata, 12884 nucleotides. Lineage: Eukaryota; Metazoa; Cnidaria; Anthozoa; Malacalcyonacea; Plexauridae. The record is from the annotation of a GenBank genome assembly.
AUGGGCAGUGGAAAAUGGAAUGCUUCAGAACCAAAAUGCAAAGGUGUAACAAGCUUAUGCAGCACAAAGCUCUAAAAUAGAACUCUAACUCCAAGAAUUCGUUGUUAUCGUGUUUGAUGCACUCUCUUGCUCAUAACUCAACUCAUUCAAUUUUAAUUUGUUCGCAGAAAUGUGUUCUGAUCCGUCAAAUGCUACAAAUGCAAGAGUGAUAGGAAAUAAGUUCUACCAAGCCAAGGAAGUGGAAUUCGCUUGCAGCGACGAUGAUAUUUUAAUUCCUGAAUCAUCAAGGAAGUUGACGUGCGAAAACGGAAAGUGGAAUGGAUCAUUACCGUCAUGUAAAGGUAUGACUGUAUGAUGAGCUGUAAUCAAAUUUGGAAAUCUUACAGGAUUCCUGCGGAAUCCUGUAAGAACAAACACAGAAAAUAUAAUCAUAUAAAUUAUUUUUGAUAGCAAACUGUCCAUUAACCUACUGCGAUAACUCGUUUCGUACUAAUUGCGUUCAUUCCUGUUCUUCUGGUUUUGUUUCUCACUGUUUUGACUUGAUUUGCAGAAUAUAUUUGCAAAACAAAGGCAUUCUUCUCUUUUCUAGUCAAUAGGGGGCAGCAUAUUUUUGUUUCUGUUCGGAUUUAGUUUGUGUUUAUAAACCGUAAUGAUAGAAAUAGUCUGAUAUACGGACAUUCUUCAGUAGUGUUUUUGAGAUAUGCGCGCUCUUUCGAGCAGUUUGUUAAGUCAAGGAUCUGGCGGCAUGGAUGUUUGAAACCUUCUUACUCGGCAUUCUGGCGCAAAGAAUCUACGAGAUGUUAUUGCGGCGAAAUUGAACCUCAAAUACAAGGCAUAGAAAAUAGUAAUUAAGCGCCAACCCAGCUCGCAAAGAAAAUAAAUUAAACGCUAGGAAGGUGAACAGUUCAAUACAGUUUCAAUCUGCAUUGACGUAGAUAGAGUAGCAAUUAAAUAUGAGGGAUAUGAUAAAAAACUUAUUAUAAAUGAAUUUCUGGCGCAUGGCGCUAUAUACUGUAUCUGCCAAUUUCCAGAUAUUCAGUUGAAAGUUAAUUGAAUUAAACUGACUGGAAAGAAAAAGAAAGAAAAGAAGAAAAAAGGCGGCUAAGAAGCGUCCGAGUUCACCGAGAUCGAGGCGUAUCAAAAUGUUAAAAAUCACAAAUGGACGUAGAGGAGCAAUUAAUAGACCUUUCCAAGGUUUUUACAAAAACAUUGGGGCGAGCGCGCGGCCACCAAUGGCGCCCAUACUAUUUCCUAUUGAGUGAGUGAAAAUUACCUUUUGACAUUUUCUCCUUUUUCUCCAAAAAAUUCAAUACAAUCAUAUCCAAUUUUUAUUUUUAGAUAAUCGCUGGUUUUUUUUUUAUAUGUGGCCGAGAUUUCUUGUUAAUCGAAGGACAGGAAGUAAUAAAAAAUGGCGGCUUUUGUUGCACAACUUGACCGAUGUUUGAGCGAUGAUUCUUGUUAUUUCGUUUGUUUAAACCAAUCUUUGGAAGAAUAUUUGUCCAUUAAAGCACAUUGGCAACCAAAAUUUUUAUUACAUAUAUCUAUUAGGUAUACUUACGGAAUAUUUAAUUUCAUAUUUUGGCCGGUGUGUCGCGUUUAGUUGCAGAGAAAAUUUAAUUGAAUUUGAGAAAAUUUGAACAGUUGUCCGCCAUUUUGAAAAUAAGCGCGUAUGCUAAUUUAUGCCACAAAAUACAUUAUCUGACGUCAUUGGCUGGGUAAAAACAAUCUCAUGACUAUAAACAAUAUCAUGUAAUACCACGCGUAGUGCAUUUUGAGCCAAAACAAAAGGCAGAAAAGUUUUACCAAGUAUGUAACUUGUUUGUAACACUAUUUCUCAUAGUAUAUAUCCUACUCCGUAUUAAAUAAGCGCAGAAAUUCGAGUGUAACAAGGAAAAUACUAAUGCAAUAUUUUAUGAUCAAUUACCUGCAUUGUAAAUUGCGCCAUUUCUUGCUUUCCCAGUCGCUCGAUAUGUUUUUAUCUGAUAGUGUAAACUUCUCUUGUUUGAUUACGAAGAGUUUUGGCCAGUAUAACGCUCAAAGCGACAUAUUUUUAGCUAACAUAACACGCACGCAAUAGAAUUCUCUCUUGUAGUUUUGGUGCUACCCAGCCAAUGACGUCACAAAGUUCAUUGACCUUCGAGAUAAUUUUUCAAAAAUAUUUUCCAAGAUGGCGGAGAAACUGGCCGAAACACAAAGUUUGCAUGCAUUUUACUCGUAGACUAAAAUGUUCAAGAAGGAAAUGAUAAUAUUUUCAUAGUUCAGUUGUCAAGUAGGAUGGAAAUUGCCAAUAAAAAUUUUCGUUGCCAAUGUCCUUUAACGGUGUGUAAGUCCUUUGGUGUCAGCCAUUAUUACUGUUUAUAUUUGUAUAUUUGCACAAAAAUCAUCGCUCAAAUGUCGGUCAAGUUGUACAAUAAAAGCCGCCGUUUUUUAUUACUUCCUGUACUUCGAUUAGCACGAAAUCUCGGCCACAUAUCAGAAAAAACCCAGAGAUUAUCUAAAAAUAAAAAUUGGAUAUGCUUGUAUAGAAACUUUUUGAGAAAAAGGACAAAAUGUCAAAAGGUAAUUUUCACUCACUCAAUAGGAAAUAGUAUGGGCGCCAUUGGUGGCCGCGCGCUCGCCCCAAUGUUUUUGCACCGCCUGCAAUAUGGCGGUAGAAACCUUGGAAAGGUCUAUUAAGUGUUUCCCAAUUAAAGGUUACAUGUUUCUCUUCAUGUCGGAAUUUCAAUUCCCUGCAUUUUCCUUGGGGCUUCCAAAUUUCUCUACUAGUCAUAUGGAUAAUGCAUAAUAACAAUUUACACGUCCGCUCUUACGAGUUCUUAAUAUAUACUAUUCUGCUUGUCUUAGGAACUCAAACCAAGAAUACGUAAUACCCGAUUGCCUUUUCAUUGAGUGUGUAUUCCCAGGGUUUAUUUUAACGUGCAGUUCUACACAAAAUGUGCAGUUCUAAACCCAUUUGUGCAGUUCUUAAAACACAAAUGUGCAGUCACCAAACUAACAAAAAUGAUAGCCUUAAAGGACAUUGGCAACCAAAAUUUUAUUACUUAUAUCUAUUAGGUAUACUUACGGAAUAUUAAAUUUCAUAUUUUGGCCGGUUUAUCGCGUUUAGUUGUUGAGAAAAUUUGAUUGACUUUCAGAAAAGUUGAACAGUUGUCCGCCAUUUUGAAAAUAAGCGCGUAUGCUAAUUUAUGCCACAAAAUACAUUAUCUGACGUCAUUGGCUGGGUAAACACAAUCUCAUGACUAUAAAAAAUACCGUGUAUUGCCACGCGUGGUGCAUUUUGAGCCAAAACAAAAGGCAGAAAAGUUUUACCAAGUAUGUAACUUGUUUGUAACACUAUUUCUAAUAGUAUAUAUCAUACUCCGUGUUUAAGUAAGCGCAGAAAUUCGAGUGUAACAAAACAAAUACUAAUGCAAUAUUUUGUGAUCAAUUACCUGUAUUGUAUAUAUAUUGCGCCAUUCUUUGCUUUCCCAGUCGCUCGAUAUGUUUUUAUCUAAGUGUAGACUUAUCUUGUUUGAUUGCGAAGCGUGUUGGCCAGUAUAACGCUCAAAACGACAUAUUUUUAGCUAACAUAACACGUACGCAAUAUAAUUCUCUCUUGUAGUUUUGGUGCUACCCAGCUAAUGACGUCACAAAGUUCAUUGACCUUCGAGAUAAUUUUUCAAAAAUUAUUUCCAAGAUGGCGGCGAAACACAAAGUUUGCAUGCAUUUUACUCGUAGACUAGAAUGUUCGAGAAGGAAAUAAUAAUACUUUCAUAGUUUGGUUGUCAUAUACGAUUGAAAUAGCCAAUAAAAAUUUUCGUUGCCAUUGUCCUUUAAUUAAAACAGUCUUCUCUUUUACUCGUUAACUUAACCUUGUGGACGCUCCAGAAUAUUCCAGAAAUGCUAUCAUUAAUUGAACAUCAAAAAUAUAAACGUUUUCUGUAGGAGGAGUCCAUACCCUCCUAUUUUCCUCACAAAUCACUUACGUGCUGGGGUGAUGGAAAAGAAGGCAAAAUUGAUGCGAGCGAAGCUCUCCAAAAGAGAUUAGAGUGGGAGAACCUAAUAUUUUUUACUGCCUCAAAUGCAAAUUUAAGGUUGUUAUAUAUUGAGUAUCCAUGAAUCUCUGUUGCAAGUUUUGAAAUAGUUUUUGUUAGUGAUUGGGUAAAACACAUCUUUGCCAGAACUUAAGAACCUCUAGAUUCAAAUUGUUUGAGGGAACACCCCCUUGCUCCCGCACCCUAAAUCGAGUUUGUCUGGCCUUUCUCCAAUUCUCCCACCCAACCACACCAUUAUUCGGUCAUCUAUAUGCUGGAAAAAAUCCUUCGACCCCCCCCCCCUCCAAGUCAAACACCCUUCGUAACAUCCUUACAUAUAUGUGCAGUUCUAAAUUUUUCUUAAAAUUAACCCUGUGUAUUCCUUAACUCUGCUAGAUAUACGCUAUUAGUUAUUCCUAUCGUUGAAAUCUAUCUUCCAUUUUCUAUUUAUAGCUUUAUGUCCAAUUCUGUCACAAAUACGUAAUGGUGUUAUAAAUGGUAGUGGUCGAGCACAUGGUUCAUCCAUUCAAUUCACCUGCAAUGAAGGUUAUCAACUGACUGGGGCAGCCAGCGCAAGGUGUAAUGACGGGCAGUGGUCAGAAACAGUCCCACAUUGUUUAGGUUUGUAUUUUACACCCAAAUUUGCAUAUUACUUUUCGUCUCUAAUUUCACCGAAUUAAAAUUGAACAAAAUAAAGAAUUUGAACAAAAUGAGAUCGUAUUCAAUGUUAAAUAGCAUAAAUCAGGAUGUGUCGAUUGUGUAUGCAUAACAAUUAAGAAGUCUAUUUUAUUUUAUUCAAUAGCUUUUUGCAACAAAAUUUCAAAAAUUGAAAACGGCCAGAUUACUGGAGUUAGAUUCCUAGAAGGAGAUGAAAUAAGUUUUCUGUGUAAUCAAAACUACGUGUUGGUAGGAGAGAAAGUCCUAGGAUGCACAAAUACAGGGAGAUGGAAUGCUUCAGAACCAAAGUGUAAAGGUAAUUGAAUAUUAAUGUGUUUUUUUUUAUUUGAAAAUAGUAAACGCUUCAAAAUGACUUGCUAUCGACCACGAAGAAAACGAAUAGGGUGUGGUCAUGUCAAAAUCUUAUUUUAAUUUCAAUUUCUGUUCAUUUUAUACUUUAUUGUGUAACCUGGGAUGAUUCAAAUUCAAACUAAGCAAGAAUGCUUUUGCCAUUUUUAGUGACGUUUGUAGGCCUAUAGUAACAGUUUACCUUUAGCAGUUUAUACCGACUGGAUCUGAAUACUUGAAACAUUUUCUCGUUUCUUUCAUAUCGUAAAAAAUCUAUUUUUUUUAAACUAAUUUUAGUCUUCCAUGCAGAUUUAAUUUUAAGCUUGGUUAAAACUAAUGUCGAAAAGAUUGAGCAAAAAUGGAUUUAACUUGUCAAUGAUGUGAAAGAGUACAGCGUAUCGUCUUUAGCGUAGGAACGACACUUCAAAAACUACCAGGAUGCUUGCAUGACGAAAAUUAAUUGCACUUAAGGGCGCUGCCGUAUUAAUUUUUCGUGCACACGCAUUGCGAUGUACCACGCCAGCAUAAAUAAGGAAAUAACGACUUAAAGUGAAAUUAAAUUAUAGAGUGAAUUGAUGUUUAUUAAAACUCCUUUGCACCACAUCCCAGUGUCGUCGUUCAUCACUGAACGAUACCAAGAAAUUUAAUAUCCUCGGUUCAGUGCAUGCUAUGAAGACAGAAAUACCACCAUUCGAUUCAGAAAUAAAUGAUUCAACUAAUUCCUCCGUAUAGUUAUAGUCAUUAUCAACAUUGUAGCGAUUUAUGGGCCUUUGAAAGUCAAACACGAUCAUAUUGUAUCAAAUUACGCAAUUGUCUGAACAAAAAUAUAGACUAGCCGUACCUUUCGCCGAAAAUAACUUCGGCCCCUUCGCACAUAUCGUCUUUGUAAUAGUCUUGUUAGAAUCCCCAUUAAAAACACUACUUAAAGUGUUAUUUGCAAGCCUGUAUCUUCAAAUCUGUAUCUUUUAUCAAUAUAUUUCCAUUUCUUGUCCGACUGUGAGCUCGAAGUGAGUUAAUCCCAACCGGAAAUACGACUGAAAACCGUCAAAACAAUGCGAAGCUUGUAUCGUAUGACCCUGCAAAAGCCAGAAAUGGUUCGCAAGGUCAAAUUGCACCCACACGCGUGAGUUUGAUGUCAUUCCUGGUACAAGUGCUUCUUAUUGGCCAAUUAUUGCGCAAUGUACGCAAGUGCGAGUAAAACCCGACAUCUUGAAAAAUUCAAAAUAAAUAUUUCUACUCGCCGUAUUCAAACAAAAUUUUGUACACGAAAGCGCUUGAAUACAAAGAGUAUUUUAAACAAAUAGCCGUUCGGCAAAUGACGAAAUGUUUAACAGAUAUUCAAGAUCUUGUGUAUAUGAAAUUUAGAAUCUUUGGCCAAGCGGUGAGUAAAUAUAUGAUUGUUUCGGUUUGUGUAAUGUUCAGACGGCACUUGACCCCCCGUUUGAAAGGUUAUUUUGUGAGGAUUACAAUGGUGGUAUUUAUUUAAAAGGGGGAUAAAUACUCGCCGAGAUAUUUAUAUUAGAAAAAUUGUGUCGUAAUAUGAUGCGAAAGGGGGUGGUCGAAAAAGAAAUAUAUAUUUAUUAAAGCGGCCUUCAAUCCGAACUUUUUCCCUUUUUUCAAUGCACUCUUCACUCAUAACUCAACAUCUUAAAUUGUAAUUUAUUCGCAGAAAAGUGUUCUGAUCCGUCAAAAGGUACAAAUGCAAGGGUGAUUGGAAAUAAGUUCUACCAUGGCAAAGAAGUGGAAUUCAUUUGCACCGAAGAUGAUACUCUAAUACCCGAGUCAUCGAGGAAGUUGGCGUGUGAAAAUGGAAAAUGGAAUGGAUCAUUACCGUCAUGUAAAGGUAUGACAACAAAAAUAUAGAAAAUAUGAACAUCCAAAUUAGUUUUUCAUUGCAAGCCGUCCCAUUAAUUUAACGUGUUAACUCUGUUCAUUCCAAUUGCACCUAUUCCUGAUCUUAUAGUUUUCGACCUCACUCUAAAACUGCAGCAGAAAGAAAAUAAGCUUCGCAUUCUUUUCUUAUCACUAGGCUAUUGCGAGCAGUAUAAUGUUGUUUGACAAUGUUUGUUAUCGAUAUGGUUUAUGUUUUAAUCGUAAAUUUAAAAUUCGUCUGAAAUACUAACAUUUUUUGCGUCUGUGGGGUCAAAUAUGAAUACUUUAAACCUAGCUUGUUACACGGCGUUUCAGUGCGAAAUAUCUACGAUAGGUUAUUACGGAUUUGAGCCCCAAAAUAGAAUGUAGAAAAUAACUAAAUAAAUGCAAGCCCAUGCAGCUCCCAAGAUAAUAGCCGAAUUCAUAUUAGAGACGGGAAACUCGUCUCAGACGGGAAACUCGUCUAAUAUGAAUCCGGGCGCAGACGAGUUUCCCGUCCGAACUUUCCCGUCUAACUUACCCGUCUAAACAGACGGGAAAGUUAGACGGGAAUCUCGUCUAGACGGGAAACUCGUCUUAAAUUCGAAUUUACCCGUCCCUAAAUUCAUAUUCAGACGGGUUUUCGCAGACGAGUUUCCCGUCUAAGACGAGUUUCCCGUCCCUAAUAUAAAUUCGGCUAACAAAUGAAAAUCUUGGAGGUUGAACAUUUCAAAAAAUUUCAAUCUCAUUGGAGAGAGGGCAGCAAUUAAACACUAAGCAUAUGUCCCCAAACUUAUCACCUGCUAACAAUGAAUUUGCAGCGCACUGCCCUACAUAUACUGGAAAUACAAAUGCCCAUACAUUUGAAGGAUGAUUGAUUUGAAAAGCCUGGAAAGACCCUUGAUCUGGAAAAUGAAGGCGAGCGUUGCGAGAACCAAAGACUAUACUAUAAGAAGCGCCCGAGACAGUGUGUAUUGGGAGUGAGACACACCAAAAUGCUAAGAACCAAUAAAUUGAGAUAGAAGAGCAAAUAAUUCAGUUUUGCCGAAUUCAAAGGUACCAGCCGAACAGUAUUGAUAUCUGGCCAUGUUGAAGUUUCCCUGGGAUUUUCUUCAGGCUUCCAUAUUAUAAUUUUGCUAUAUUGGUGAAACGAAUAAUGAUUUAUCUGUACGCAUACACAUAUUACAUUACGUAUUAUACCUGAUUUCCUUUUCAUUGAAUGAGGAGUCUAUGAUUCUAUAGUUGAUAUACGCUAUUAUAUAGUCAUUCCUGCCGUUAAAAUAUAUCUUUCGUUCUUCAAAUUUUUAGCCUCAUGUCCACUUCUGUCACAAAUACGUAAUGGUGUUAUAAAUGGUAGCGAUCGAACACACGGCUCAUUCAUUCAAUUCACCUGCAAUGGUGGUUAUCAGUUGACUUUGGCAUCCAGCGCAAGAUGUAAUGAUGGACGGUGGUCAGCCACAGACCCGCGAUGUUUAGGUUUGUAUUUAUACACGUACAGUACAAGUUUGGCAUGCAUGCAUACAAUUUUUCUACUCUAAUUUCUCUGAAUGAAUUAAGACGAGAACAAAAUGAAAUGGCUGUUUAGUGCGUAAAAUUACAUAAAUCACGAUGUGUUGAUCAUGUAUUAAAAAUAAAUUAUAAUGUCUAAUGGUUAUAUUAAAUGAAUUUCUUAAUUUUAAAGCUAUUUGCAACAAAAUUUCAUCAAUUGAAAACGGCCAGGUUACUGAAGAUGGAUUCCUAGAAGGAGAUGAAUUAAGUUUCUUGUGUAAUCAAAACUACGUGUUGGUAGGAGAGAAAGUACUAAGAUGCACAAACACUGGGAGAUGGAAUGCUUCAGUACCCAAGUGUAAAGGUAAUCGAAUGUGAAUGAAUUUUAGUUAUUUCGGAUAAAUGUUAAACGCUUCAAGAGAGAAAUGCUUAUACCCUUAUAUUUGAAUGGUAAAAUAUAUGUAUGAAUGUGCUAUGCCUGAAUGUAAUGUCAUUUCUGUUGUUGUUACAAUUUGUCAAUAAUGGACGAGUAUGAGCAAAAGCAUACUCGCGUAGAUUUUACAGCAAUGAACUUUGUAUUCUUGCGUCUGUUUUCAAAAUCCCUCUACUCCAUGCCGGGCUCUUUAUGCCCGUGUGAAAAAGAACUACCAAAGUUUAAAAAAUAAAGUGGGUUCACUUUUUACUUUGUUUUGAAACCAAGUCUGUUUCCAGGUAAAAAUAACUAACUUUAUAAACCAGACAUAAUUUUGCGAGAGCUUUCUGUCAGUUCGCUAGUGGUGUAUUGAUAAAAGCGUGCACCCAGGAUCCGAAGUCCAUAACUCAUGCAGGCUUGAAUGCCGGAAAGCCAUGCAGUUUCGCUAUUUUUGUAUUCUUAAAAAAGUUCAAUUUCUUUUUCUUCAAAUUAUGUUUUUUUUUUAAUAUUAUUUUAUGCUAAAUCUUGCGCCUGGAUUACACCUUGAAUCAGCAUUAUUAAAUAGCAACGCCAAGAAUGUUGAGUAAAAGUGCGGUGAAUUUGUCACUGAUCUGAGAAAUUUUGGCGGAUUGUCAGAAGCUUCGCCUGCUCGCAGACGUUGUAUAUCUUACGCCAUCUUUUGACCUGAGCGCCAGAAUGAAUCCUGCUACGCGUCAACCAAUGAGAUUUAGCCUUCCAAAUUCUGGAAAGUGACAUCAGUUGACUUAGGAACGGAAUAAAUAUAAAUAAAUAUUUUGAAAGCAGUUGUCGGUUGAAUUUGGGUCAAACUUGCACAUAAAUUGAAUUUUAAAAUAUUGAUACUUGUCCACGUCGGCCUAAUAAAAUGCACCAUUAAUUAUCCGGUUCGGAUAUUGAAGAUGUUCGGUAAUAUUAAAAACGCGGACAGGAUGGCAUUGUAUUGUAUGAAUCUAGGCCAGACAGCAUCAAAUGCCGAAUAUAUAUUUCGCUUUCUUAGUAAUUUAACUUUUGACUGAUAUUUAUCUUCAAGACAACAGAAAACAGAAGAUCGAAAAAAUAUAUAUAAUUAUACUAUGGCUUACUGGCUUAGAAAGCGAAAUAUUAGCUUCAAAGUACACAAACUUGCUAUUUGAAAAACCACUUCUGAAUGUAAACUGAAAACGCAACACAAACCCGAGAAACUUGUAAAUGCGCCGAGAUGAAUUUUUCCAAUUCGCACAAACUUCGAAAGUUGAUACUAUAACUUGGCUAUACUUUUCUACAUGACAACGAGAGAUUGAUCUUUUAGACGUUUUUGUACGUCGAAGACAUAGCAUAUAUACGAAGUAUUAAUGGCAACAUUUCGACAUAUCCUGAUAUACCCGAGUUUCCCAAUUGCUUGUUUGUCAUUUUUAACAAAAAAUUAAAUUUCGUCUAGUGCAUUGCAAAUUCAUAUACGCCGAUUGUUUGCAGAACAUGCAUGCGAGAAGAUGAUCCUAAUAUCAUUCUACGUAAACAUCGUGAAGUUCAAGGCCACAGUCUCCACAAUAGAUCCACGGAAGUAAACAAAUUUCAACCCAAACAAUAUAUUCCCAUGUGCAAGAGCUGCCCACUAGUGGCCAAUCCCUAAAUAAGACGGUUUCCAAUUGGCCCGAACUCUUUUGAACACUUGCCAAAUGAUUGACCCCUAACACAAAGGGAAUUGAAUGUGCAGCUGGAUCACCAAACGUUAGUUUUUCGUCGUUUGGCGCAAGAAAAAAAAACGUUUGCGAGCAAGCCAUCAGAAGCUUAGUAGCGGCUAUUUUUAGGAUGUACUAUGAAGCACUUGCUAUUGAAUCAAGCUUAUAUAAUUAUAUUAAGUUCAAAGUAUUGCAGAAGCGUGUCCAAUAGCCCUGUCGCACUGCACUUUUGAAAAUCUCACGGCAUUUUUCUUUUUCAUUUAGUAAUUUGUAGGAAAGUUUUAUCCAUUGAAAACGGUCAAGUCAGUGGUGAUGGAACAUUGGAAGAAGAUACAAUCAGUUUUACUUGUGACCAAAACUACGUGUUGGUCGGGGAAAAACAUCUAAGAUGUAUGGGCAGUGGAAAAUGGAAUGCUUCAGAACCAAAAUGCAAAGGUGUAACAAGCUUAUGCAGCAGAAAGCUCUAAAAUAGAACUCUAACUUCAAGAAUUCGUUAUUAUCAUGUUUGAUGCACUCUCUUAACUCAACUGAUUCAAUUUUAAUUUGUUCGUAGAAAAAUGUUCUGAUCCGUCAAAAGGUACAAAUGCAAGAGUGAUAGGAAAUGAGUUCUACCAUGGCCAGGAAGUGGAAUUCGUUUGCAGCGACGAUAAUAUUCUAAUUCCUGAUUCAUCGAGGAAGUUGACGUGUGAAAACGGAAAUUGGAAUGGAUCAUUUCCGUUAUGUAAAGGUAUGGCAAUAUGAUGAGCUGAAAUCAGGUUUGAAAAUCUUAAGGCUAGCUCCGUCACACUAUUGCGUAUCGUACUAGCGUAUGCCAGCGUAUGAAAAAUACACUUAUACGCCGGUAUACGCUGACAUACGCUAGCGGUUCGUUAGGCAUAGGUUGUAUACGUUUCAAGCACGGUCGCGUACGGUGGCAUACGCUGGCAGACGGCAGAAAAUUUUUUUUAAGCAUGUUCAAAAAUUUUGUGCAUAUUGGACGUAUGCUUUAUACGAUAAGCAUACUCUAGGCAAACGCUAAAUACGCUAGAGGUACGUCAGGCACGGUCGCGCGGUAUUUCACAGGAUUUUUAUGCGUUUGAAAAUUAUUUCGUUAAUUUUCAUACGCUUCUCAUACGUUUCUCUCAUACGCAAUAGUGUGACAGGGCCUUAACAGGAUUCCUGUGAAAACUCGCACAAGUAAGAAUGUCCAUGUCCGAUCCCUAUACUGAUACUCUCAUAUAUGGAUGCCAUAAACAUUGUUAGGUAGCAUUUUAGCGCAAGGGAUCUGCGAUAGGUAGUAAAAUUGAACCUCAAACACAGGGUAGAAAUUAACUAAAUAACCAAAGCCCAGCUCACAAGAUAAUAAAUAGAAAAUGUGGCUGUUAAACAUUUCAAAUUGUUUCAAUGCUGUUGAAUAUCAUCCAUAUAUGACCACAAACUCAUGACCAAUUAAUUUCUAGCGCACUGCCAUAUAUGUAGCUACUGCAUGUACAGGUAUAAUGUAUAAUAAAAAAUGCCAUAUAUUCGAAAGAUAAUGAGAUCAACCGGUUGGAAAGGCCAGUGUGGUCUACAAACCGAAGGCGUUGUUGGGAAGACCAACAAAGACUAACAAUCGUCCCAGGUUACCGGGAAUGAGGCGCACUAUAUUGUUCAGUUUCUCCCAUGCAGUUCAAAGGAAACAGGCGAAUAUUUUAGGUUCUUUGCAUGUCGGAAUACUCCAGAAUUUUCUUGGGGCUUCCAAUUUUUGACAUUAUUGUUCUUACUAAUACUCUCGUGCAUGCCUUAGGAACCUCGGGCUCAAAGCAGGCAUACGUAUACCCGAUUGCCUUUUCUUUGAGUGUGCAAUCCUUAAACCUACUAUACCUGUAUAUAUACGCUAUUAGCUAUUCGUGCCUUUUAAAGGUAUCUUUUAUUUUUCUCUUGAUAGCUUUAUGUCCAAUUCUAUCAAAAAUACGUAAUGGUGUUAUAAAUGGAGCUGAUCGAACACAUGGAUCACUCAUUCAAUUCACAUGCAAUGGUGCUUAUAAGCGGGUUGGAGCAUCCAGCGCAAUAUGUAAUGAUGGAAGGUGGUCAGAAAGAUUUCCACGAUGCUUAGGUUUGUACAUUACAAUAACGAGUUUGGAUGCAUUUUGUUCGACUGAAUUGGAAUAUAAAGUGUAUACGAAAUUAAAAAUGGAUGGAUGUUCAAUCUGUACAGUUACACAGAAAAGAUAACUCGAUUGCUCAUACACCAAAAGGUUUUAAUUCUAAUUUUUAAGUGUAUUUCCUAAUUCUAUAGCAAUUUGCAACCAGAUUUCAUCAAUUGAAGACGGCCAGGUUAUUGGAAGUGGAUUCCUAGAAGGGGAUGAAAUAAGUUUCUUGUGUAAUCAAAACCACGUGUUGGUUGGAGAGAAAUUCCUAAGAUGCACAAACAUUGGGAGAUGGAAUGCUUCAGAACCAAAGUGCAAAGGUAAUAAUUAA